AUGACUAUUGAUGGAGACGUACAUGAAAUUUCCCCAUUUUUCCAGGUUAGGCAAACUAAAUGGGGCGGUAGGGCUUGUUUCAGUAAUGGUAAUAUUCCUAAAGGGACAACAGUCUUGCAAGUCAGUAAUUUUACAGGAACAUCUAUUUCCUAUGAGUUCAGGAAGGAAGUUUGUCACAAUUGUUUCGCAUACGCUAAUGCGAAAACUAUGAAGUACAAACUAAACUACGAUUACCUGAGAGAUUUGGUUUGUAAUGCACACUACCAAAUUAACCCUAAGAAGUUUCUGGGCGCUGGACUGUGGUUCUGUUCAGAACAUUGCAGAACUUCUUAUCUUCAAAUACCAAAUAUCAUUGAAUUAAUUGAAUGUUAUGAGAUAUUACUGCAUCAUUUUCCAAGCAUGCUGAAAAGAUAUAAUUAUACCUCUGAACAGGAGGAAAAAUUAAACUCUAUCUUAAUUUCGGAAAAUGUCAUACAGUCUUCAUGGGAUGAGAUUGAAAGUAAAUGGAUACCGCGCAUCAACAACAUGAAAUCUGCGAAGAGAAUAAAUCAAUUACCACCCACUUGCGAAGAUGAAUAUUGCUGCAUUAGGUUUGUGUGCGAGAGUUUGUUUAAUCUUAAAUAUAUGGAUCCUCAGUGCAUAACAUACCGAGCUUUCAAUAUGUUACAAUCGAAUGAGCUUAGCAAAAUAUCUAAAUUUCCUGUCUUACUGCACUUUCAAAAAUUAGUAUUUCAAACACUCUAUAUUCUAUUACCUUCACAUUUGCAUAGAAUGCUCUCCAUACCGCUAUUGAGACAUAUAUUAGGUACUGAAUAUGGGAAUGCUUUUGGUUUAUGGCAAGAGGGCGAAGCCUCAGACAGCAGAGAAUAUUUUGGAUACUGGGUAUUUCCAGAAGCCUCCUAUUUCAACCACUCUUGUAACCCCAAUAUAACGAAAUAUCGUAAAGGUAAUUCAAUGCUAUUCACUAUGAAUAGAGAUAUAAAAAAGGAUGAGCAGAUCUGUAUCGAUUAUUCCGGGGUACUGGACUUACCAACAGUAAAACGCCGGGCCUUUUUGGCCGACAGUUGGUUUUUUGAUUGUGCUUGUGAAAGAUGUAAAUCAGAAUUGCAAUCUGUCCAUUAG
Saccharomyces cerevisiae S288C is the source of this 1122-nucleotide messenger RNA. It is a transcript of the gene SET6, whose product is annotated as Set6p. Bases 1 to 1122 code for a protein of 373 amino acids. The transcript has a single exon. NCBI's taxonomy places the organism in Eukaryota, Fungi, Ascomycota, Saccharomycetes, Saccharomycetales, Saccharomycetaceae. Gene Ontology annotation, biological process: chromatin remodeling. The record is from RefSeq and is marked reviewed.